Messenger RNA from Klebsormidium nitens, 2721 nucleotides. The record is from the annotation of a GenBank genome assembly. NCBI's taxonomy places the organism in Eukaryota, Viridiplantae, Streptophyta, Klebsormidiophyceae, Klebsormidiales, Klebsormidiaceae.
GUUUCAGAUUGUGUUGGAGGCAGAGUGCUGCCAGGGCGCUCUGCUGAUCAAGAGAGGGAAGCCUUCAGUGGGUUGACGCGUAUGCUUAGGUGUAUUCUGGCCGCAUUCUGUGUAUUAGCCGGAUUUUGAAACUUUCCCUGUAGUUGACACAACAGAGACCUUUUUCGUGCUCGUUUGAAGUGCCCCUGUGCGCAACUGUCCCUUUGAUUCUGGGGAAGAAAGAUGGAAAGUGUGAGAGCUCACAGGAGAGCUGGCAUCCUCGCCCAGCAUUUCGUGCCAGACGAGACAACUGGCGCAUCUUCUGUUGCAACGGCUCCGUGUUUGAGCUACCAAUCGCCUGAGACAAAUGAAGGUGCCCCCUCCUUCAAUGUUGCAGCGAUGCGACAGAUCAUCGAUGCUCAUGAUCUGGACAUGCGUGACGUGAUGUACUCCAUCUUUGCCAACGACAAACCGUUCAGAUCGAAGGAUGCUCCGAAGGGGGUGCCCGUGUACACAGCUAUGGACUAUAAUGCAACCAAAGAAGAACAGCGCGAGAUUACAUUUGAGAGAAUUAUGCACCUGAAGAACAAGGGCCUGUUCAAGAGCUGGCUGACAUCUGAUGAUCCAAAGGAAGCGUACAAGAAGGCUGCUAUGCAUGAGGCUAUCAGCAUCUACGACCACUCCAUGGCCAUCAAGCUUGGUGUUCACGUGCAUCUCUGGGGUGGGGCAGUGAAGUAUCUUGGAACCAAGCGGCACCACGACAAGUAUCUUGCUGGGACUGAGGAUUACCACUACUCUGGAUGCUUCGCUUUGACCGAGCUUGGGCAUGGGAGCAAUGUUCGCGGAAUUGAGACGCUCGCCACAUAUGAUGCCAAUGCGCAAGAGUUUGUCAUCAACACGCCGUGCGAGUCCGCACAGAAAUACUGGAUUGGAGGGGCCGCUCAGCAUGCCAACCACACCUCCGCGUUUGCUCAGCUUAUCAUUGGUGGCGAAAACAAGGGAGUUCAUGCAUUUGUGGUGCCUCUGAGAGACCGCCAGGGAAAGCUGAUGCCUGGUAUCCGCAUUCUGGAUUGUGGACACAAGAUGGGCCUGAAUGGAGUCGACAACGGAAGGAUCUGGUUUGACAACGUUCGCAUUCCAAGGGAAAACUUGCUGAAUGCAGUUGCUGAUGUAACUCCGGAGGGGAAGUAUGUGAGCCCGAUCAGUGAUCCGGAUCAGCGCUUUGCCGCAUUCAUGGCUCCUCUCACUGGUGGCCGCGUCACGCUCGCUAUAAGUUCCGUCAACCAGAGCAAGGUCGGCCUUGCCACCGCUCUCCGCUACGCCCUCUCCCGCCGGUGCUUCUCUCCCGCCGACGGCCAGCCCGAGCUGCGCAUCCUAGACUACCCCAGCCACCAGAGACGGCUGCUGCCUUUGCUGGCCAAGACGUACACGAUGCAGUUCGCUGUGAACGAGCUCAAGACGCAGUACAUCCACAGGAAGCCCUCUGAUGCAAAGUUCAUCCACGUUGUCUCCUCCGGAUACAAGGCCCUCAUGUCGUGGCACAUGAGCCGGACACUGCAGGAGUGCCGAGAGGCUUGCGGUGGGCAAGGGUACAAGUCCGACAACCGGAUUGGCCAGCUCAAGGGCGAGCAUGACGUUACGUCCACCUUCGAGGGCGACAACCAUGUUCUUCUGCAGCAGGUUAGCAAGGCUCUGCUUGGCGACCUCUUUGCUUCCAAGAAGAACGGCAAGCCGCUGCGGGGAAUGGGGCUGGAGCACAUCAACGGCCCGCGCCCUCAGCUUCCGAGCCAACUGACGGCUGAAAUUGUUCGCAGUGCCGACUUCCAGCUCACCCUGUUCCGCCUGCGCGAGUACGACCUGCUGAUGCGCUUUGGCGCUGACAUGGGGGCCUCGUUGAAGAAGGGCGUUCCCAUGUUCGAGGCGUUCAACCAGACGUAUCAGCUGGCCACUGAGCUGGGCAAGGCCCACGCCGAACGCGCCAUCCUCGAGUCGGCGAUCCGAAACGGACGCGAGCUCGCGUCCGGGUCUCUGCGGCCGGUUGUGGAUCUGCUGCGGUCGCUGUCCGCGCUGGCGAUCGUCGACGAAGAUGCCGUCUUUCUCAGAUACGGCUACCUGACCCCGGAGCAGUCUCAAGUCAUCCACAAAGAGGUUGCCGCUCUUUGUGGCGAUGUGCGCCCGCAUACGCUUGGACUUGUGCAAUCGUUUGGAAUUCCGCAGCACCUGCUCGGCCCCAUCGCAUUUGACUGGAUCCAGUACAACGCUUAUCAGGGACCUGGUAAAGAGUCGGCAGUUGAGCAAGCACAGGCAGUUUUUGAGGCCGCUUUGCUGUAAUUGUAAAGGUCACGUGCAAGUUUACGCCAAUAUAGAUUCUGCCAAAACUCGACAGAGGUUUUGGAGCUUGCAAGCAGGUAUAAAAGCCACGUGAUGUACAUUGACUAUUUCUAUUGUAGCAGGAGCCCAGUUUAGGAACCUUCUUCGGAUAAGAUAAUUUCAAGUAGAUACCAUAUAAAGGAUCAGAUAUAAGCAAUCACACAUUCACACAUUCACACAUUCACACACCUUUGGGCCUGGGGCACCCCUUACAACUUAUGGGGUUAGCUCGCGCAUCGGCGGGGGGCCCGGCCAUGUUGCAUGCACAUCUAAUUGUGCCACUGAUUGAAAGUUCAAGUUCUGGCCAGACUGAUCUGGUCUCACGGGAUUUACAAGGUUCAAUGUUUCUCUUUCAAUCCAAAAGCCCGUCAG